This is a messenger RNA of Nyctereutes procyonoides (raccoon dog), 2586 nucleotides long. It is a transcript of the gene CDHR4, whose product is annotated as cadherin related family member 4. The record is from RefSeq and is a predicted model, not a curated record. Gene Ontology annotation, molecular function: calcium ion binding. The transcript is spliced from 20 exons. NCBI's taxonomy places the organism in Eukaryota, Metazoa, Chordata, Mammalia, Carnivora, Canidae. Gene Ontology annotation, biological process: homophilic cell-cell adhesion. The coding region runs from base 1 to 2586 and encodes 861 amino acids. Gene Ontology annotation, cellular component: plasma membrane.
AUGCCCGUGCCGGAGCGCCCGCCAGGCCUGCCAGUUCCUCUUCGAACUCCAGCGGGACCGGCGCCGACAGGGCCCAGCGGGCCGGCCAGCGGCGCCCGGCCCUCCGCCUGGUUGCGCGGCUGCUCGCUCUCCGCCGCUCCCGCCGCCGCCGCCCCAACAUCUGGCAGCCGCGCCCCGCCCCUGAACCGCCGUCCCUCCCGCAGGGUCCCCGUGAAGGCGCGGAUCCCCCCACCACCGCCAGCCACGCCCACGUGCGGGCCGAGCGCCCCCAAGCAAGUCCACUGCCUGCCCUGGUUCAUAAAUGUCUCUGAGAGCCAGGGACCCGGGACCAUCCUUAAAUCCUUUCCCUUCAACUGUACUCUUCACAUGCCCAUCCUGGAGCUGAUCCAUGUGAAGCCACCCACCACCUUCUUCAACCCACCCAGCCUGACCAGGUGGCACGGGAUCUAUAUGGGCAUGGUGACCUUAAGCAGCUCAGCCCGGCUGGAUGCCCUAGCAGUAAACCACUAUGAACUGCAGCUGCGGUUCACAUGUGGCAACUACGUGAUGGAGGGACUGCUCUUUGUGGAUGUGCAGCGGGACCCUGGCUAUAGCUCAUGUGCUGGCCGAUUUGCCAGCCCAGCUGGGGAAAUCAUUCAGGUUCGGGAAACGGUCACACCCGGGACCCAGCUGUACACUCUGCUGCUCCCAGGCGUGGAACUUCAGCGUGCCCAGAUAAGCAUCAUCAGUGCCCAGGACCCUCCAUACUUCCCUGGACCUUUCUCUAUCAAUGGGCAAGGUUGGCUGCUGGCGCCAUCCCAGGGCCUCAAAGGCCAGGGUCAAAAGGUCUUCCAGCUUCAGAUUUUGGUGACCUUUGGACAAAAUCGAAGCUGCCAUGGGACGCUGAAGGUGAAAGUUUUGCCUGCUCCCUCCAGUCAGAUCUCCUUCCUGCAGCAGGCCCCAAAUAUCACUAUCCGGGAGGACCUGGCCCCCGGCAGUGAGGUGGUUCAGGUUCGGGCCCGGGGCUUCGACGUGCGCUACGAAAUCCUCUCCCCAGUGCCCUGCCCUCUCUUCUCCAUCGGACGUGCCGACGGCUUGGUCCGCACCGCGGCGCCCCUGGAGUCGGCGCUGGCCCGGGGCGCGGGCGCGGCAGUCACUAGGCUGCGGGUGAAGGCCUAUGAGCGGCUCAGGCCGCGGGCCAGCGUAGAGCUCGAUCUCCUGGUGAACGUGCGUUCGGUUAACCGCUGGCCCCCGCGCUGCCUCCCAGCGAUGCUGGUGACUGAAAUACGGGAGACCACGCUGGUGGGCACUGUGCUGAACACCUUCACUUGUACUGAUCCAGACUCUUCUGGCUCUACCCUCGACUACAAGCUGCGGUUCUACAGUCCUCCUGGCCUAGCUAGCCUCUGCCUUCGAGACAGGGCCUUGGAGGUGAAUGCUACACUGGACUGUGAUGCUCCUGGGGCCUGCUUUCAGCAUGCAGCCUCUAUCCUGGUGCUCAAUGGUGAUCAGCCCCUGACUGAGGUGCCAGUAUUGGUGAUGGUGACUCCUGUCAACGAGUUUUCUCCAGCCUGUGUUCCACAUACAUUCCGGAUCCGGGAAGAUGCAGGGCCCUACACCCUGCUGGGCUCUGUGGUGGGCAUAGACAAGGAUUACCCGCACAACAGCGUUGAGUACUUCAUCUCUGGUGGGCCCAGCACCUUUUCUGUGGACCGUCUCAGCGGGGAGAUUCACCUCCUGGGAUCUUUGGACUAUGAGCUGCAGAAAUCGUACAGGCUCACUGUCCUAGUGACUGACCAUAGCCAAGAUCAGGACCCCACCCAGCGCCGCUCUGGUUCCUGCACCAUUACCAUCGAGGUUGAGGAUGUGAACGACCAUUCCCCCGAGUGUCAGCCCCCAUUUCAGGAACUCACCAUCUACACUCCCCUGGGCCAUAGUGUGGAGGUGACCAAGGUGUCAUGUUGGGUUCCUCAGGAGCCACAGCGUCUGACCUUCUCCUACAGCAUCAUGGGAGGGACUAGUCAGAGCCGAUUCAGCCUGCAAGGAGCCAUCCUGGUGUACAACGAUAUCAUGUUGGGGUCCCCCUGGCCAGAGCAGCCCCAUUCUUAUGAGCUAUUGAUCCGUGUGGCCGAUUCAGGUCCCUCUAUCCCCCAUCUCAGCACCACAGCCACCAUGAUUGUGCAUGUCAUACCCUGGAAUGCCAGCACAGCAGCCACCCGCAUCCACAGAGUCACAGUGCCUUCGAUGAUGACACCCCUGCUUGUGACAGACACGGAGGUUUUCUGGCAGCCAGAACCCUGGUUUGUGGUGGUGCUGACAGUUACCAGUGCCCUCUUUCUCUUGGCUCUGGGCUGGCUCUUCAGCAGGCUCUUCCAGGGGUUGGCCCAGAUGCUACAGACACCAAGCAAACCAGCCCACGAGCUGCUACUAAACAGUAUCCAGGGAACUGAGGAGUCCAUUGAGGGGUUCAUGGAGGCACCAAGGAUGGAGAUGCCCCAAGCACCCAGCAGUGUCAUGAGCCUGCACUUUGAUGGCAGAGCACAGGACCCCUGUACAGGCAGAGAUUACCUGUUCAACACGCUCACGGGAGCCCGGCGCUGGCUCUGA